Messenger RNA from Siniperca chuatsi (mandarin fish), 21523 nucleotides. RefSeq names its product obscurin, cytoskeletal calmodulin and titin-interacting RhoGEF b (gene obscnb). Gene Ontology annotation, molecular function: protein binding; guanyl-nucleotide exchange factor activity. The record is from RefSeq and is a predicted model, not a curated record. The transcript is spliced from 85 exons. Lineage: Eukaryota; Metazoa; Chordata; Actinopteri; Centrarchiformes; Sinipercidae. The coding region runs from base 292 to 20088 and encodes 6598 amino acids.
CUGCGCCAAAAUAGGCACGUCAGCUAUCUGGCAUCAUGAGGUACCGGAGAAGAAAGAAAAAAUACGUCUAGUCAACCGCCCACCGCAGGAGACUGGGGGAUGUUCCACCAUCCUGGAUUUACAACCAUUUCAGGGAUAUUUGAGCACAAAGAAGACUUUUUUGGGUGGGAUUUCUAAACACUGAUAUUGGAGUAGGCUAUCAUCCGGAAAUCUUGACGGCCAACUGACGUUUUAGCCCACAUGAUUCAGCGCCCGUUUUACCUGAGUGGCUGAAGACCCAAGGAACAAACAAUGGAUCAAAACUUGUUUGGAGGAGUCCCCAGGUUUCUCACCCGCCCAAAGGCAUUCUCGGUGUGUGUAGGCAAGGAUGCCACACUGAGCUGCACUAUCGUGGGCAGCCCAACCCCACUGAUCACCUGGGAAAAGGACAAGCUGAAGCUGACAUCUGGGGGACGCUUCAAGACCGUGGAGGAUGAAGAUGUGUACCGCCUGACCAUCUAUGACAUAACACUGGAGGACAGUGGCCAGUACAUGUGCCGAGCCAAAAACAGUGUUGGGGAAGCUUAUGCUGCCGUAACCCUCAAAGUAGCCCUGCCAACAGAGAUGGCUCAGAGGGCCCCUGUUUUCAUGGUUAAGCCUACCUCUACACGUGUAGGUUUGGGAGCCGAUGUUGUUUUCCACUGCCGGGUCGCAGCUUACCCUGAAGCCAACUUUGAUUGGGAGAAAGAUGGCCGCUACUUGGGGGAGACUAACCGUAUCAAGAUUGUUUCCGACAGUGACAGCAGCACUUUAAAGAUCCAAAGUGUGCGUAACCUGGACAGCGGCACCUACACCUGCAGGUCCCAGAACACUGUUGGCCGUGCACACGCUGCAGCAGCUCUUGUUGUCGAUGCCCAAGAUUCCCGCCACCUGGCUACAGACAAGAACACCUCCCUCCUUUCUCACCUACAAAAACGCAAAGAGGAAAUGAAGAAGGACAUCUCUAUCUAUCACAGUGAAGAAAGUAGCUCCUCUGUUUCUUCCUCCUCCACAGCCCACAUCAGAGAUGGUUUGAGUUCCCUGAGUCUGGAACAUGAGCUGAGGGCAUCCGUGCUGGCAAAGCUGCCCAAAGGUGUGUUCACCCGUACCUGUACAGUAACUGAAGGCAAACAUGCCAAACUCAGCUGCUUUGUGACGGGUCACCCUAAACCCCACAUUAUCUGGAGGAAGGAUGGAACAAACAUCAGCGAGGGCCGCAGGCAUGUCAUUUAUGAGGACCAAGCUGAGAACUUCAUCCUCAAGAUCCUGUACUGCAAGCAGAGUGAUAAUGGUCUUUACACCUGCAAUGCAACCAAUAUGGCUGGGCAGACCUACAGUGCUGUGUUGGUAACAGUCAAAGAGCCGAAGGUGCCAUUCAGGAGGAAGCUGCAGGACGUGGAGGUACAGGAGAAAACGUCAGCCAGACUGAUGUGUGAGGUGCCUCUUAGUGCCACCCAGGCCAACUGGUUCAUGGAGGAAACGCGGCUGGAGCAAAGUAUCAAAUAUUGCAUGGAGCAGGAAGGCACCCUGCGUUGUCUUACCAUACACAAUGUUACCACCAACGAUGAUGGUGUUUAUAUCUGUGAGAUGAAAGAGGGCAGUCGCACUGUAGCUGAGCUCACCGUCCUGGGCAACAUUACUAAGAAGCUUCCACGGAGGACAAUAGUUCCUGUCAGUGACACUGUCAUCUUCUGUGUGGAGCUGGAGCAUCCCUGCCCGGAUGCCUACUGGACCCGCAAUGGCGAGAAGCUAAAGGAAGAUUCCCGUAUUUCUAUUGCCUGCAUGCUCAGACAGUACACACUCACAAUUAGAGAUUGCCAGGCAGAAGACUCAGGAGAAGUGGCCUUUGUGGCUGGAGACUGCAAGACGUCCACUCGAUUCUCUGUCACUGCUGCAAGGAAGCAUCCUCCCGAUCCCCCAGUCAAUGCUGUGGUGCAGAACAAGACUGACUCAUCCAUCACCAUUCAGUGGUCUCCUCCUGAUAGCGAUCGCCCUGUGCCCAUCAAGGGCUACAUUGUGGAGAGGAGGAAGGUUGGCACUCAGACAUGGCAGAGGUGCAAUGCUGGAGAAAACAUUGUUUCAACAGAGAUUGCUAUCUGCAAUUUCACAGAAGAAGCCAGCUACCAAUUCCGUAUCUCUGCUAUGAAUGACUUUGGCCAGAGUCCCUACCUGGAGGUGCCUGGAAGCUUCUACCUAGAACCAAUUGCUGAAAUCAGGAAAGGCCUGAUGAACAGCACUGCAAUCACUGGUGAGGAGUUCUCUAUCUCUGUCGAGCUGUCUGCUGUUUGUUCUGGCUUCUGGUCUCUAAAUGGCCGCCUCCUGCGCAGUGGAGCUGACUACCUCAUCACCAGGUCCAAGAACACACACACUCUGCUCAUCCGCGUCGUGACUAUGGAAAUGAACGGAGCUGAAGUCAAGUUUGUGGGUGGAGGCUCGCAAAGCACUUGCAUCCUAUCUGUGAAGGUUCCUCCUGUUAGGUUUACUAACAAGUCAGAUCUGCAGGAGGUGAUGACCUGUAGCGCCCAAGCCACUGCUCAGCUGACUGCUGAGGUGUCGGAUUAUGAUGCACAGGUGGUUUGGAUGAGGAAUGGGCGGGAGGUGAAAAUGGGAAAGAAGUAUGAAUAUGUAAUCAUCGACCGCAAGAGGAUCCUGAUGGUACACAAUGUUACAGAGGAAGAUGUGGGCAUCUACGAGUGUCUUUUAGCUGAUGACAGAAUGUCCCUGCAACUCACCCUUAAAGAUGAACCUGCCAAGUUUCUGAAUAAAGCCAGAGGUCCAAUGGGCUUGUCAUCGUCCCUUAAAGGAGAUCUUGAGCUGAGCUGUGAGGUAUCUCCUGCCAGCGCGGCUGUUGUGUGGAGAAAAGAUCAAGUGGAGAUCACUGAGGACCAAAGAGUUACCAUCAUCUCCAAAGGGACUCAAAGGAAGCUCAUCAUCAAGAAUGCCAAGAAAAGUGACGAAGGACAUUACUCCUGUGAGACAGCAGCAGACAAAAUCACAUUCCAGGUCAAGAUAAAAGAAACUCAAGCCGUUGCUGCCUUCACCAACAAGGAGUCGGUCCAGAAGGAGGUGAAAGCUACUCUCUCCCAGAAAGCCACUCUUAGCUGCAGUGUUUCGGAUAGCAAGACAGAGGUGAAAUGGUAUAAAGACGGCAAGUUGUUGGUACCCAGUAGGACGAUAUACUCAGAGGCAAAAGGCAGUACUCGUCAGCUGGUGAUUGAAAAGGUGGAGAAGAGCGAUGCUGGAGAGUAUACAUGUGAAGCAGGAGGGGAUAAGCUGGUCUUCCAAAUAUUUGUGUCAGCCUCAGAGGCCCAGUCAGCAUUCUUCAAUAAGGAGUCAGUCCAGAAGGAGGUGAAAGCUACUCUCUCCCAGAAAGCCACUCUGAGCUGUGAGGUAGCUGAUACCAAGACAGAGGUGAAAUGGUACAAGGAUGGCAAGCUGCUGACUUCCAGCAAGACAAUCCAUGCAGAGUCGAAAGGCAAGAGUCGCCAGCUGGUGAUCGACAGCGUGGAGAAGAGGGAUGCUGGAGAGUACAUCUGUGAGGCUGGGACUGAGAAGUUGGCCUUCAAACUCCAUGUGGCAGACGCACAGGUCCAGCCUGCAUUCACUAACAAGGAGUCAGUCCAGAAGGAGGUGAAAGCCACGCUCUCCCAGAAAGCCACUCUGAGCUGUGAGGUAGCUGAUACCAAGACAGAGGUGAAAUGGUACAAGGAUGGCAAGCUGCUGACUUCCAGCAAGACAAUCCAUGCAGAGUCGAAAGGCAAGAGUCGCCAGCUGGUGAUCGACAGCGUGGAGAAGAGGGAUGCUGGAGAGUACAUCUGUGAGGCUGGGACUGAGAAGUUGGCUUUUAAGAUACAGGUGGCAGAGGCCCAGUCAGCCUUCAAGAAGGAGUCAGUCCAGAAGGAGGUGAAAGCUACUCUCUCCCAGAAAGCCACUCUGAGCUGGGAGGUUUCUGAUUCCAAGACAGAGGUGAAAUGGUACAAGGAUGGCAAGCUGCUGACCACCAGCAAGACAAUACAUGCAGAGUCAAAGGGUAAAAGUCGCCAGCUGGUGAUCGAUAGUGUGGAGAAGAGAGAUACUGGAGAGUACAUCUGUGAGGCUGGGACUGAGAAGUUGGCCUUCAAACUCCAGGUGGCAGACGCACAGGUCCAGCCUGCAUUCACUAACAAGGAGUCAGUCCAGAAGGAGGUGAAAGCCACUCUCUCCCAGAAAGCCACUCUGAGCUGUGAGGUAGCUGAUACCAAGACAGAGGUGAAAUGGUACAAAGAUGGCAAGCUGCUGACUUCCAGCAAGACAAUCCAUGCAGAGUCGAAAGGCAAGAGUCGCCAACUGGUGAUUGACAGUGUGGAGAAGAGGGAUGCUGGAGAGUACAUCUGUGAGGCUGGGACUGAGAAGUUGGUCUUUAAAAUACACGUGGAAGUUGCUUCUACAGAAGUCCAGGCUAAAUCCGCUUUCCUCAACAAAGAGUCUGUACAGAGGGAAGUGAAAGCCACUCUCUCCCAGAAAGCCACUCUGAGCUGUGAGGUAGUUGAUAACAAGACAGAGGUGAAAUGGUACAAGGAUGGCAAGCUGCUGACCACCAGCAGAGCAGUCCACAUGGAAUCAAAGGGCAAAAUUCGUCAACUGGUGAUCGACAGCGUAGAGAAGAAAGAUGCUGGAGAGUAUAUCUGUGAAGUCGGACCUGAAAAAUUGGCAUUUAAAGUCCAGGUGACAGAGAUCCAACUCAAGUCAGCCUUCUCCAACAAGGAGUCAGUCCAGAAGGAGGUGAAAGCCACUCUCUCCCAGAAAGCCACUCUGAGCUGUGAGGUAGCUGAUACCAAGACAGAGGUGAAAUGGUACAAGGAUGGCAAGCUGCUGACUUCCAGCAAGACAAUCCAUGCAGAGUCGAAAGGCAAGAGUCGCCAGCUGGUGAUCGACAGCGUGGAGAAGAGGGAUGCUGGAGAGUACAUCUGUGAGGCUGGGACUGAGAAGUUGGCUUUUAAGAUACAGGUGGCAGAAGCCCCAGCUGGCUUCUCUAACAAGGAGUCUGUACAGAAGGAGGUGAAAGCUACUCUCUCACAGAAAGCCACCCUGAGCUGUGAGGUGUCUGAUUCCAAGACAGAGGUGAAAUGGUACAAGGAUGGCAAGCUGCUGACUUCCAGCAAAGCAGUCCACAUGGAGACAAAGGGCAAGAGUCGUGAGCUGGUGAUAGAAAAAAUGGAGAAGAGAGAUGCUGGAGAGUACACAUGUGAGGCUGGGACUGAGAAGCUGGUAUUUAAGCUGCAGCUGAUAGAUGCAGCUGUCAAGUUUCAGAAGAAGGCUGUCAAGGAUACAUGUAUUGUUCAAGCAAGUGAAAACAUUGUUUUGACCACUGAGCUUACCACAGAGAGUGGUAGUGUGAAGUGGUUUAGAGAUGGUGUGGAACUCAAGGAGGGCAGCAAGUAUGAAAUGAAAAAAGAUGGCCUUUCUCAUACCAUGAUAGUAAAAUCCACUGAAUCCAAAGACAGUGGAUCAUACUCCUGUCAAACUGCUGAUGACAAACUGGAGUUCAAAGUUCAAGUUAAAGAUUCAGCUUUAAAGUUUGUUGUCCCUUUGAAACCUGCUACAGUGGAGUUGGGAGGUACACUUAGCCUGGUGUGUGAACUAAAUCAAGCCUCAGGGGAUGUUGUCUGGCAGCAUGAUAGUCGUGAGAUUAAACCUGGAGGAAGGUACUGUGUCAAGACAGAUGGUGCUAAGCGAGUUCUCACUGUGACUGGCAUGACUAAAGAAGAUGAAGGAGAAUACAGCUGUGAAUGUAGAAAUGUCAAGACCUCUGCUAAAGUCUCCUCAAAGGCACCCAGACUAGUGAGGCUGACCACCAAACUGAACAAUGUGGCUGCAAUGGAGGGUAAAGAUGCCAUUUUCAAGUGUGCUGUCAGCCCAGUGGACGUCAACGUUAAAUGGUUCCACAACAGUAUACCCAUCACUGCUGGGCUGAAGUAUAAGAUUGAGCAUGGUGGCAGCAGUCACUCACUCACCAUUACCUCUGUCACCCAAAAAGAUGCCGGAGAGAUUAGUGUCGACGCAGAAGGCAAAAGCUGCAAAGCUACCCUGCAAGUGCAACAUGAGCCUGUGACUUUUAAGAAAAAGCUAGAAAACCUGACAGUGGAGGAGCAGAGUGAAGUGAAGCUGGAGGUGGAGCUCAGUAAGCCAUCAGAUGAAGUGAGGUGGAUGAAGAACAGCGUAGUGCUGCAGCCUGCAGGAAACCUGGAGAUUCGGGUAGACGGCGCUAAGCAGGCUCUGGUCUUCAAGAGUGUGACUUAUGCUGACCGGGGCAUCUACUCCUGUGAAACUCUGGAUGACAAAACCCAGGCCAAACUCAAUGUGGAGAUGAAGAAGAUCCAGGUAAUAAAGGGCCUAACAGAAACCAAGGCGCAUGAGACAGAGACAGUAACUCUUGAGGUAGAACUCAGCCAGGCUGAUGUUGAAGGCUCCUGGACCAGGGAUGGGGCCAAGUUAAAGCCAGGGGCGAACUGCCGUAUCACAGCUCUGGGAAAGAAGCAUGCCUUAACGUUGUCCAAUCUCAAGAGGGAAGAUGCAGGAACUAUUGCCUUCCAAGCAGAGGGAGUACAUAUCUCUGGCAAACUGAUUGUCACAGAACCUCCUGCUAUGAUCUCCAAGCCCAUUAUGGAUAUCAGUGUUCCUGAGAAGGAGAAGGCUACUUUUGAAUGUGAAGUGUCCAGAACAAAUGCAGAUGUUAAAUGGUUCAAGAAUGAUGUGGAACUGAAACCAGGGAAGAACUUUGGCAUCCAUUCCUUGGGUCGAAAGCGCACUUUGGUCAUCAACAAGUGCACCCCUGAAGAUGCAGGCACUUACAUCUGUCGCACUACAGAUGAUAACACCUCUGCCAAGCUUACUGUUCAUGCCAGAGAUGUUAAGAUUGUUAAGAAGCUGGAGGAUGUAGAGGUGAUGGAGAAGGAGAGUGCUGCAUUCGUCUGUGAAAUCUCACACGAUGAAGUGGACUACCAGUGGUACAAAGGAAGUAUCAAACUCAAAGUUGGUGACAACAUCAAGAUGAGACAAGAGGGCAGAACCUAUGUACUGCUGUUUAAGUCUGUUACCCCAGAAGAAAUGGGUGAGAUUAAAUUCACAGCUGAGAAGGCCUCUUCAACUGCAAAACUUAAAGUGAAAGAGCUGCCUGUCAAGUUUGUGAAGAGACUCAGGGAUAAGAUAGCGAUGUAUAAGCAUCGUGGCCAUCUUGAAUGCCAAGUGUCACGUGCCAGUGCAAAGGUGAAGUGGUACAAGAACAAGACGGAAAUCAAACCUGGCAAGAAGUACGAGAUCAAAAGUGAAGAUGUGUACCGAAAACUCACCAUUAACGAUGUGGAGUCCGGGGACGAAGACACAUAUACCUGUGAUGCCACUGAUGACAAGACUUCCUGUAAACUACUUGUGGAAGAGCAGUCCAUCAGCAUAGUGCGGGAGCUUAGUUCAGUUGAAGUGACAGAACCCUUUGCAGCUGUUUUUGAAGUUGAAAUCAGUAUGGAACUGGUGAAACCUCCUAUAUGGACUCUGAAUGGAGUUGCUGUGCAGGAGAGCGCUGAUGCUGAAAUGGAGAAAGAGGGCACUAUGCACCGUCUCACUUUCAAAAAGACCAAAGCAUCGAUGACAGGACCUGUGCAGUUCACAGCUGGGAAGAGCAAAUCUUUAGCCCAGCUCACAGUCAAAGAGCGUCCUCUUGAGAUUACAGAGCCCAUCAAAAAUGUGAAGGCGAAAGAGAAAAGCUCAGCCAUUCUCACCUGCAAAUUCUCUGCCUCACCCAAAGAAGUUAAUUGGUUCAAAGGUCAGGUACCUCUGGCAGCAUCAGACAAGUAUAACAUUAAGCAAGAUGCUACAAGGGCUCAACUUACCAUUCAAAGGUUGACUGAGGAAGACAGUGGAGAGUACUGCUGUCAGUCUGGACCUGCUGAGACCAAAGGCUCACUUACUGUUGAAGUGCGUGAAAUCAAGAUCACCAAGCACAUGGCUGACACAGAGGUUGAUGAAGACAACGAUGCAGUGUUCACAUGUGAGAUUAACUAUGCAGAUGAAGAGGUACAAUGGCUUCUGAAUGACAAGGUGCUCUUCACUAAUGAAGUCAACACCAUCACUCAUGAAGGGAAGGUUCACAAGCUCACACUGAAGAACUUGGCACCUCAGGAUGGGGGGACUAUCACCUUACAAGUCCGCAAGGUGAAAGAGUCUGUGACACUUAAGGUCAAAGAGAAGCGUGCUGUGUUCCUCAAGUCUCUAGAUGAUGUCAUUGGAGAGGAGAAAGGCAUGAUAACUCUGGCGUGUGAGGCAUCCAAGCCCAGGGUUUCUCCCACAUGGAGAAAAGAAGGUAAAGUCUUGAAGGCUGGACCAAAGUAUGAGCUCCUUCACACAGGCAAGUCUUUGGGACUGAUCAUCAAGGAUGUCACCAAAGAAGAUGCUGGACAGUAUACUUGUGAUCUUGGCACUGAGGUUUCUAAAGCAAAGAUCACUGUAAGAGAGAUUGGCAUUGGAAUUACCAAAUGGCUGAAGUCAGCUGAGGUGAAUGAGGGCGAGACAUGUAGCUUUGAGUGCAUCUUAUCUCGUGAGAGCACAGACGAGUGUUCCUGGACUCUUAAUGGUCAAACUAUUACAAAUGGAGGCCGCUUCAAAGUCACCAGUAAAGGACGCAAGUACAUGCUAACCAUCAAGGAUGUUGCUCCUGCUGAUGCCGGAGAGGUGGUCUUCAACAUUAAAGACCUGAGCUCCAAAACAACAUUAACAGUUGAAGGCAAAGCAUCCUCUGUGUCGAGAGGACUACAGACUGUCAGUGCUGUUCAAGGGGAAGAUGCUGUAUUUACCUGUGAGGUAACACAGGCUAGAUCCACUGUAAAGUGGGCCAAGGAAGGCAAAGUCAUCAAAAAGAGCCAGAAGUUUGACAUUAGCCAAGAGGAUAAGGUCAUGAAGCUGACCAUUCAUAAUGUCUCUGCUCAAGACUCUGGAGAGUACAGCUGUGAAGUUGUUGGAGGUGCAACCACCAAAGCCAAGCUGGAAAUCAAGGAGCCAAUCCAUAAAUUCACUAAAGCGCUGAGGGACAGCCAAACAGAGGAGAAGAGCUCCGUGACCUUGCAAUGUGAGACUGCACAAACUCCAUCCACUGUAAUAUGGCUUAAAGGUCACACAGAGCUCAAGGCUGGAGGUCGAUAUGAGAUGUCCCAGAAGGAGGGGGUCUUAACUCUCACCAUCAAACACCUGGAGGAGAAAGACACUGAUAUCUACACUUGUGACGUGGGCACUGCCAAGAGCAUGGCAAAGGUGACAGUCAAUGCCCUGCCCGCCAGUUUUAAAGAGAAGCUCACCAACCAGGAGAUACAGCAAGAUGAGACUGUGACACUUUGCUGCAAGUUAUCAAAAUCUGUAGCCGAUGUUCAGUGGAAGAAAGGCUCUGAAAUUCUCAGAGCUGGAGAGAAGUAUGAGAUGAAGCUGGAGGAGACCUCUUGUGAGCUUCAGAUUAAGAAUUUGAAGGUUGAAGAUAGUGGAGAGUAUUCUUGUGUGUGUGGAGACCAGAAGACAUCUGCAACUGUGAAAGUCAAGGCAUUGCCACCAACCUUCAAACAGAAGCUGGAGAGCCAGGAGGCUGAGGAGGGAGCCAACGUUACUCUGCACUGUGAGCUCUCUAAACCUGGAGUCCCAGUGGAGUGGAGGAAGGGAACACAGGUCCUGAAGUCUGGAGAAAAGUACCAGAUGAAGCAGAAGGCCUCUGUGAAUGAACUCCUGAUCAACAAAGUGUUGCCAGAAGACAGCGGAGACUACAGCUGUGUGUGUGGAGACCAGAAGACCACAGCCAGCCUCAAGAUCCAGGCCCAACCAGUGACCUUCAAACAGAAGCUGGAGAGCCAGGAGGCUGAGGAGGGAGCCAACGUUACUCUGCACUGUGAGCUCUCUAAACCUGGAGUCCCAGUGGAGUGGAAGAAGGGAACACAGGUCCUGAAGUCUGGAGAAAAGUACCAGAUGAAGCAGAAGGCCUCUGUGAGUGAACUCCUGAUCAACAAAGUGUUGCCAGAAGACAGCGGAGACUACAGCUGUGUGUGUGGAGACCAGAAGACCACAGCCAGCCUCAACAUUAAGGCCCAACCAGUGACCUUCAAACAGAAGCUGGAGAGCCAGGAGGCUGAGGAGGGAGCCAACGUUACUCUGCACUGUGAGCUCUCUAAACCUGGAGUCCCAGUGGAGUGGAGGAAGGGAACACAGGUCCUGAAGUCUGGAGAAAAGUACCAGAUGAAGCAGAAGGCCUCUGUGAGUGAACUCCUGAUCAACAAAGUGUUGCCAGAAGACAGCGGAGACUACAGCUGUGUGUGUGGAGACCAGAAGACCACAGCCAGCCUCAAGAUCCAGGCUGUGAAGCUGUCAGCUCCUCCUUCAACUACUAAACUGGAAUCUAAGAGGCAGGAGACCAAAGAAACAAUGGAAGCCAAGAUGCCUGAAGCUCCGUUCAUAGCUGCUAAAGACAAGCACAAGAGGCAAGAGAUAAAUGAGAGAGUAGACGCUGUGACACUGCUAACUACUGGACAGACUCCUAAACAGCAGCUCCUCAAACAGGAGAUUCAGAGAGAUUCACGAGAGCUCAAAGUGGGAGGUGAAGUUGAAAAGACUGCUGCUGGAAUAGCUGCAAAACAAGAUGCACAGAGGCAGGUGACCAAAGAGCCAAUAGAAGCAGAGAAGUCACCAGCUUCAGCAGUGACCUCCAAAGUUGAACCUGAGAAGCAGGAAUCCAAGAAGAGAGUUGAAGUUCUUCCAGUCAUAUUCAUUCGAGACCUGGAGAGCCAGGAGGCUGAGGAGGGAAGUAGUGUCACUCUGCACUGUGAGCUUUCUAAACCUGGACUCCCUGUCGAGUGGAAGAAGGAAACUCAAGUCCUGGCUUGUGGAGAAAAGUACCAAAUGAAACAAACAGGAUUCAGUUAUGAGCUACAGAUCUUCGAUUUGAGACCUGGGGACACAGGAAGCUACUCAUGCUGUUCAGAGGACACAAUAAGCUCAGCCUCUCUUAUAGUAAAUGCUGCCCCAGUUAUUUUCACAAAAGAGCUGGAAAGCCAAACAGCUGAUGAGGGGGACAGUGUAACGCUGCACUGUGAGCUUUCUAAACCUGGUGCUCCUUUGGAGUGGAGGAAAGGAGAACUUGGUCUUUGUCCUUGUGCCAAGUAUGAAAUUAGACAAACAGGACACCUGGCUAUGCUAGUAAUCCAUGAUGUAGACCCAGAGGAUUCUGGGAGGUACACAUGUGACACUGGUGACCGUCAAAGCACUGCACAACUAGCUGUGAAGGCCCAGCCUGUCCUUUUCAAAACCCAGCUGCAGAACCUUGAAAGACAGGCAGGGGAGAGCGCUAGUCUUCGCUGUGAGAUUACAAAACCGGGAGCCAGUGUGGUCUGGAGGCGUGGUGACAGGGUGCUGGCAUCAAGCAGCAAGUAUCACCUGAAACAGGAAGGAACCAUAGUCGAGAUUGUCAUCUGUAAACUGCAGGGAGCUGACUCAGGAGAAUACUCCUGUGAUACAGGCAGUCAGAGGACUUCUGCUGUCCUCACUGUGCAGGAGGUCGAGGUUAACAUACUGAAAUUCUUGGAGAGCUGCGUUGUAUACGAGGGUGAAGAUGUCCACUUUGAAUGUCUGGUUUCUCAUGAGGAGGCACCUCUGGUCCAGUGGAAACUCCAGGACGUCCCACUACAGAAUAAUGAAAUGAACCUGUUCAAGACCGAGGGCCGGGUACACAGCCUCACACUCAGAGGCGUCACAAGAGCUGACUCAGGAACUGUCACUUUCACAGUGGGUAACCACACUUCCACUGCUUCUCUGACAGUCAGAGCUGCACCUGUAUUAUUCAACAAGGAGCUGGAAAGUCAAGAGGCCACAGAAGGAGACAAGGCCACCCUGUCCUGCGAGACAUCCAGCCCUGACUGCAAGGUGACCUGGCUGAAGGGCUCAACUGUGCUCACCCAUGGGGAGAAGUACAGUAUGGAGCAGAGAGCUACCACUCACAUCCUGGUCAUACACAAGCUGAAUGUGAAGGAUAGUGGAGAAUAUACCUGUGAUACAGGGGACAAGAGAAGUACUGCUUCCCUAACUGUGAAAGAGCAUGUGCGCAUCAUCCGAGAACUCUGCGAUAUUACUGUGACCACUGGGCAGGAUGCCGUCUUUGAGGUCGAGUUGUCACACUCAGGUGUGACAAACGGGGAAUGGUGGCUUGGAGACAACCUCCUCCAAAAUAAUGAUCUGAAUCAAAUGAGCAGCCAGGGCAGAGUGCACCGUUUGGUCCUGAAGAUGGUAACCACAGAUGAAUCAGGGGAUGUUGUCUUCGUAGUGGGAGAAGAGAAGAGUGUGGCCUGUCUACUGGUGGAGGAGAAACCCAAAGUGCUAAUACUAGAGAAGCCACACAACACUGUGGCAUUAGAGGGUGAAACUGUCACUCUGGCCUGCACCAUCUCUGACCCCAAGGCCACUGUCACCUGGAUCAGAAACGAUGUGGCCAUCCAAGCAGGUCUCAAGUAUGACCUGAGGAACAAUGGAGCAUCCCACCAGCUUCAUAUCCACAACCUGGGGCCUGACGACUCAGGAACGUACACCUGUGACACUGGAGAUGCACAGUGUGACGUCACCUUGAAUGUGAAAGGUGCCCCAGUGGUCUUCCACAAAGAGCUCAAGAACCAGGACGCCAUAGAGGGUGAUGAUAUUACCUUGCACUGUGAACUGUCCAAGCCAGGUCUUCGUGUUGAGUGGAGGAAAGGAGGCAUGAUCCUACAGCCUGGUAAGAAGUAUGAGAUGAGGCAGGAAGGGUGCAUUCAAGAGCUCUGUAUACGGAACCUGGAGCCUGAAGACAGUGGCUACUACACCUGUGACGCAGGAGACCAGCUCACUACAGCUUCUUUGGCAGUGCAAGUGAAAGAAGUCUUCAUUGUGUGUGGUCUUAAGACCACCGACGUCUUUGUUGGGGAAUGGGCAGCCUUCUCUUGCCAGCUGUCUGGUAGGGCACCUGGCAAGGUGCAGUGGUGGCUGGAUGGCACCUUGCUGGAGAACAGCCCCUUUAGCAAGAUAGGGCUGAGCCAGGGCCACAUCCACACCCUCACCUUAAAGAACCUGGCCACAGAUGACUCUGGCACUGUCACGUUCAAAGCUGGCAGUUUAACAUCAACAGCCAAGCUCUUAGUCAAAGAUCCCACAGUUGAAGUGGUGAGCGAGAUGGAGGACCUUCGGGUGGUCGAAAACCAACCAGCUGAGUUCAUCUGCCAGUACUCAAGGCCGGUCAAGGCUCAGUGGAAGAAAGACGGGCAGCCAUUGCAGCCUGAUGGCCGAAGGGUGGUAGUGGAGCAGGACUGGAAUGUGGCUCGCUUGUACAUUAGCCAUGUGUCCGCUGAGGACAGGGGCACAUACUCCUGUGAGGCAGAGGGGACCUGCGUGGUUGCUUCACUUCAUGUGGAAGUCAAAUCCAUUGACAUUGUCCAGGGCCUGGAGAAUGUAGAAACCUUUGAUGGAGGUGAAGCACUGUUUGAGUGUGCCCUCUCUCGUCCUGAGAGCAAAGAUUGCUGCUGGCUUCUUGAUGGGAAACCAGUGAAGGAAUCCCCUAAUGCUGAGAUUGUGUCAUUUGAGAAUGGUCGUCGUCAUCUGCUCCUGCUGAAAGAGUUGCGUAUCAAAGAUAGUUGCACAGUGAGCUUCAGAGCUGGCACAGCAUCCACAUCUGCCAAACUCUCUGUCAAAGGCUGGCAGCUGGACAUUGUGAAGGGUCUUGAGGACAAGGUGGCUGCAGUGGGAGAGAAGGUUGAGUUUUGUGUUGAGCUCACUGAGCCUGUCCCUGUGGCAGAAGUAGCCUGGUAUGCUAAUGGAGUUGAGAUCAAGUCCAGUGACCUCUGGGCAAUGAGGGCUGAUGGCUGUUCUUAUCACCUUGUCCUGAGACAGGCACCUCUUUUGCCACAGCAGGAAAUUACGUUUGCUGCUAGAGAUGCUCUCUCUUUGGCCAAGCUCACCAUCAUUACUGUACCUGAUCCUUCAGAGGAUCCGGAGGUCCUCAGUAAGACUGAACAGUCUGUCACCCUCUCUUGGUUCACUCCACUACACGAUGGAGGGAGUCCCAUUCUGGGCUACAGAGUGGAGAUGCGGCUAGUAGACAGUGCCCUCUGGCUUCCAUGUCAUUCUGAACCUGUGUGCAACACAGAGUUUGUAGUUGAAAAUCUCAUCCCAGGGAGUGGCUACAGGUUUAGAGUGGCAGCCAUCAACAGAGCUGGGACUGGAGAGCCUGUUGAGUUGCCUCAGACUGUGCAGCUCGAGGCACCCAUGCAGCCACUAAUUUGUCCAGGGAUAGAGGCAAAACAGGUAGAGACUCAGAUACUGGGGCAGCCCAGUCUGCCUCCAGAAGCUGCUGAAGAAGGUGAUGUCCAUGAGCUGUGGGAAGAAUUGGCCAAGAAACGGCGCAUGAGUCGAGAACCCACCCUGGACUCUAUCUCUGAACAGCCUGAGGAGGACGGUAAAGGUGGUCAAAAUAAAUCAGGACAGAAGGAGCUGAAGGCGUCAGAGAAAGUGCAAAUAAAAUCAGGAGAGACGGAGCAGGCCAUUGUGUCUAAGAAGCAGACAGAGUCUAACUUGUACACCAGCUCUGAGGAUGAGUCUGUUUCUGGGGGUUCAACGCUUGUGUCCUACCUGAAGAAGAGCAGCAAAUCUACUGUCACAGCCAGCAAUGAGGCAGAGACCCUGACCACUGACAGGUUCUUUGCACAUUUCCAGAUGGCAGAACAGAGAACAGUGCAGCAGACCGAAGUGAAAACAAUCACAAUUCAGCAGACAGAUGAAAAACAGGUGUCUACAGAGGAGACUAACAUCGUGGAGAUCAGUAAAGAGGAUGAGCCUGAGCUCAGAGAGGCUGCCAUUAAGAUUCAAGCUGCCUUCAAGGGCUACAAAGCCCGCAAAGACAUGCGCCCUGUCUUUAAAGAGACCUUCAAAGACCAGACCAAAGAACCUUCUGGCACCAUACAUCUAGAAUGUGUGGCAGAAGGUAAACCUGAUAAGGUGCAGUGGCUGAAGGAUGGAGAACCACUGGUGGAUGGCAAGCACCACCAUAUUGAUAUCUACAAUGAUGGUACUUGCUCACUGGUUAUCACUGCCAUCACCACAAAGGAUACUGGGGUUUACACUUGUGAGGUCACCAACAAGUUUGGAGUCUCUUCUCACAGUGGUAAGGUCACAGUAGGAACGGUGAGAGAAUCAUCUGGGCGACGGCCACUGACCGUGGGCUACAGUGCCGACAGCGAGGCUGAGAGCUCCUCAGGUAGUGAGAUGGAUGACUCACUUAGGCAGGCAAGCAGACGUCUCCGGCGCCUGUUACGCACACGUCUCCCACCAGAUGUUGAGGAAGAACCAUUUGUCAGCGCAGAUGAAGGCGACCUGUGUCCCCCAGAUCCCCACUCUUACCGGGAGGAUGACAGUUACAUCUACAUUCGCUUUGACUCAUGGGUAGAGGCUGAGGUUGCCUCAAAGAGGUUCCAGGAGAUGUUUACAAUCCAUGGGGUUCCUGUGGAGACCACCAUCCUGGAGGCAGGGCCUCUCAAAGUGGAGCUGCGAAUUAGAAAGAUGGGCUACACGCAAGAUGGUACACAGACCCCCACACAAGAUAGAAAGCCUCCUGCAUUGAUGGCUGGAGCCCCGGCUGCCCCAGUCUUCUUGACAGAGCUACAAAGUCAGGAUGUUCCAGACGGUUAUCCAGUCAGCUUUGACUGUGUUGUGAUUGGCAAGCCCCCUCCCACCGUUCGUUGGUAUAAGGAUGGCAAAUUGCUGGAGGAGAAUGACCAUUACAUGAUCAAUGAAGACCAGGAGGGUUGCCACCAACUCAUCAUUACCACUGUACUGCCCACUGACAUGGGUGUCUAUCGUUGCACAGCUGAAAACAGCAGCGGCAUCACAGCCACUAAGGCUGAACUCAGGGUUGACAUGUCUUGCAGCUCAGAUUAUGACACUGCUGCUGAUGCCACUGAGACAUCCUCUUAUGUCAGUGCCAAGGGCUACAUGUCCAGGGAAACCGAGACAUUUGAGUCUGUAGCUGAAGAUGAUCAACUACCACAAAUUGUGGAGGAGCUUCAUGAUGUCCAUGUCAGUCCAGGUUCACCUAUUGCUAAAAUGCAGCUCAAAGUAAAGGGCUUCCCCAAACCCAGAGUAUACUGGUUCAAAGAUGGCCACCCUCUGCGACCUUCAGAAAGGACUCUGUUGCUCGUAGAGAGAGAUGUUCAUGGCUUGGAGAUCCUGGGGGUGAAGAGAGAAGAUAUGGGGGAGUACUCUGCUUACAUCAGCAAUGUAGCUGGUUCUGCUUACUCCUCCGCCCGACUGAUAGUUCUGAAUCCAGGUGAGAUUAUGCCACAAGAUAAAAGAGACCCCAAAGAGCCCCUGGUGCCACCCCGCUUCCUUGAAAGGUUCAGCAACAGGAAGGUGAAACAAGGGGCCAGCAUCACUCUAUCUGUCAAAGUAGAAGGGUCUCCCACUCCUAUGGUCUCCUGGCUAAAGGAGGAAUCAAUGGAAGAUGUGCUGUGGAUCAAGCCCGAUACCAAGGGAUACAAAAUAGCAAGCUCAGGGCGCCAACACAGCCUCAUUUUGAUGGAUGUGGGCACAGAAUACACUGGCGCCUACACCUGUAUUGCAACAAAUAGGGCAGGACAGUCCAUCUGCACUGCCCACCUUGAGGUUGAUGACACACCACAACCAAAGAAAGAGACCAAAGCCUCAGAGGUUCUUGGGAUUACAGUUAGUCCUCCAGAGGAGGAGGCUAGCAGAGGAAAAGAGGGUAAAAUACCCUACCUAGGUGAAGUAGGUACAGAGGAAUUCCUCAUGAAACUCACCUCCCAGAUCACUGAAAUGGUAUCAGCAAAGAUUACGCAAGACAGUUUACAGAAUCAUGACGUGCUCCAGUGGAUGAAAUCUUGGCCCAAAACUACCACUUCAUUACGCGUACCAGGUGUUGACAGUGAUGAUGAGACCAAGACUCCUUCUCCAUCACCUCAUCAUGGUCGCUCUCGUCCUCCCUCCCUCAUUGCUGACUCCUCCUCUGAGUCUGAUGAGGGCGAUGCCAGGGGAGAGAUGUUUGACAUCUAUGUGGCAACGGCUGACUACAACCCCACCAUGGCAAGCAAAGAAUCCAUCCCUCUAAAGGUUGGACAGUAUGUUGAGGUUUUGGACUCAGCUCAUCCACUCAAAUGGUUAGUCCGGACCAAACCCACCAAAACUACACCAUCCCGCCAAGGCUGGGUCUCACCUGCCUACCUGGACAAGAAACUCAAACUCUCUGCUGAUACGGGUGACCUCCCAGAGACAAGUGUAGAGGAGGUGUCUGAGGGUGAAUACAAGAGGAAAUUAUUCCAACUGAUCCAAGACCUGAUAAAUAGUGAAUCGGAGUUUGUAAAAGAGGUAGACUUCUUUACCUCCCAUCACCUGAAGCAUGCAGACAGCCCUGAUGCACCACCUGAUGUCAGCAGCCAGAAGGACGCCAUAUUCAGGAACAUUGAUGAUAUCAAGUCCUUCCAUAGCAAGGCUUUCCUCCCAAAGCUGAACGACUGUGACACAGACGAUGAUGUAGCCAUGUGUUUCCUGAAAAACAAGGAGGGCUUUGAGAAGUACCUCCAGUAUCUUGUUGGUCAGGGUCAGGCAGAAUCUGCUGUCAGUGACAAGACCAUCCACCGCUUCUUCAAGGAGUACACUGAGAAAGAGCAAGCCAGCGCAGACCCUGCAGAUCCCCCUGUACGCAGCAUCAACGCCUGCCUCCAACAACCACUGGAGAGGAUUCAGAAGUACAAGGCCAUCCUCAAGGAGCUCAUUCGAAACAAGGCAAGAAAUGGCCAGAACUGCUGCCUACUGGAAGAAGCGUAUGCCAUGGUGUCUGCUCUCCCUCAGCGCUCUGAGAAUACCCAUCAUGUCUCCAUGAUCGAGAACUAUCCUGCCACACUGGAAGUAUUAGGAGAGCCAAUUAGACAGGGACCCUUCCAAGUGUGGGAAGGGGCUCCAGGAAUUCGGACGUCCUCUAGAGGUCAUCACCGCCACGUCUUCCUGUUUAAGAACUACUGUAUAAUCUGCAAACCCAAGAGAGACAGCAACACUGAUACACAAGCAUAUGUCUUUAAGAACAUGAUGAAGCUGAAUAACAUUGAUGUGAAUGAGACAGUGGAAGGUGAUGACCGUGCCUUUGAGAUCUGGCAUGAACGCGAGGACUCUGUGAGGAAAUACACCUUGCAGGCCCGAACUGUUACCAUCAAGAACUCGUGGCUGAGAGACCUCAGAGAACUGCAGCAACGAUACAGCAUGCCUGCAUGGAGUCCUCCUGAUUUUGAUGAAAUUCUGGCAAACUGCACAGCAGAGCUGGGACAGACUGUUAAGCUUGCCUGCAAAGCCACUGGAGUACCCAAACCUGCAGUCACUUGGUACAAGGAUGGACGUACUGUGGAGGCAGAUCCUCAUCACAUCAUCAUUGAGGACCCUGAUGGUUCCUGCACACUGAUCUUGGAUAACAUGACAGCGGGUGAUUCUGGCCAGUACAUGUGCUUUGCCACAAGCCCAGCUGGAAAUGCCAGCACUCUUGGCAAGAUCACUGUUCAGGUGCCUCCUCGUUUUGUGAAUAAAAUAAAGAAUGCUACAUUUGUUGCCGGUGAGGACGCUCAGUUCACCUGCAUCAUACAGAGCGCCCCCAGCCCCAAGAUCAGGUGGUUCAAGGAUGGCAGACUGCUGACUGACCAGGAAAAGUAUCAGACCUACAGCGAGCUCCGUAGUGGGGUUCUGGUCUUGGUAAUAAAAAACCUGACAGAGAGAGACCUGGGACACUAUGAGUGUGAGUUGUCCAACCGUCUGGGCAGUGCCAAGUGUGCUGCUGAUUUAGUUCCACCCUCUGCUGUGGCUCGCACUGGUGAGCAGGCCAUCACUAUUGAAGUUACUGAGCAGGAGACUAGAAUACCAAAGAAAACCAUCAUCAUUGAGGAGACUAUAACCACUGUGGUGAAGAAUCCACGUAUGAGGAGACACAGGUCCCCUGGUUUGACUGUUGCAGGAGCCCCCCGCUCGGAGACCUCCACCCCAGAGCCCCCUACAGCGAGGCCGAGGAGGAUGCCCGCUCCAAGAAAGACCACCAUCCCAACCCUCUAUGUUACUGAACCUGAGCGGGCUGAAGCCAGGGCCAUGGAGAGCAAGCCCAGGUGGGUUGAGGUAGAGGAGGUCAUCGAGUAUAAGGUCAAUAAAUCCCCCAGGCUGCCCAGGAGGAGAGGCAUCUCACCAGCAGGGUCUGAUCGUGCAGCCACUCCCUCCAGACCCAAAAGGUCUCCACUGGAAAACCCAAAUUCUAACAAUUCCAACAACAAGCUGGUGGAGCAGGCCCAGGCCCAGCUGCAGGGAGACGUCAGCAGCCAGCCACUCUCCUGGGAAGAAGAGGAGGGUAAUGUUACCUCUGAUUCUGUCUCUGGAAUCACCGGAGAGCCACAUGAGCUCUCAUCUGUCCUCACUCCAGCUGGAGAGGACAGCGAGGACCUGGAUGAUCAACAAACUGUCAUCUUUGAACCCGAUGAUGAAGAUAAUGAUCAUAACUCGUUUGGAAAGCAGGAGCAUCAGAUUCUGACACAAGGAGGCCAUGUCCUGACCCUCGAAGACUUGGAGGACUACAUCCCAGAAGAAGGAGAGACCUACGGCUCCUCCAACACCCACAACCCUGCUGCAGAAAAGCCCUGUGAGAUCUCAGUGCUCCAGAGGGAGAUCGGUGGGUCCACAGUGGGACAGCCAGUGCUCCUCAACGUGGGGCGGCCUGUCGUGGUCCCGAGGCAGAGGAGCAGCUUCUUCGGUCGCUUCAGGGAGCAUCUCUCCAGCAGCCUUUUCUCAUCUGCUGUCCCUCAAGCCAGUGGAGCCCGGUCCAGGACGGAAAGGCACGUCCCCAUACAAGUGAGCCACGCAAAGCUGGAAGUGAAGCCUUCAUACUGCUCAGAGGUGCAGAGGGUUGAGGGUGGGCAGCAGAGCUUUAAAACCAAAGUGUCAACUCAGACCUACGGCUACACAUCAGUGGGCAACCCAGUCACUCUUCAAAUCAGUGAUAACCUGUAUCAGAACCAGUAGUAGCAAUUUGGUACCACAAACCCUCUUAGUCUUAAAUGGGGACAUUUCUACUUACAUGAUGAAUAAGACAUAUCCUAACCUGAAGUAUAUUUACUGCAUUUGACAAACCAUUCCAUUUUGAAGCUGCCCAUCAGAAAAUAGGCUCUAAGUCUUUUUCUUGACAAGUGGUUAGUCAGAUGGUCUCUUUAGACGAGGCGAGUUGGAAAAUGUAGGUAUAACUAUGUCACUGUAAGUCAGAACUGCUUGGUUACAACUGCUUUAUGACAUAUUCAGUAUGUGUUGUACAAUAUACACAGUGGACAGAAAACAAGAAAUUAAGGUUUGACAUUUUACUGAUGAACAAUUUCAUCGACUGUUGAGCUGAAUUUUGUAAAAAAAAAAAAACAAACAAAAAAACCCCAAAAACAAAACAUCACGUUUCACUUAUACAUACCUUUAAGAGAACAGGAAGCUACUAAUAUUAACUGUUCCAGGCAUUAUCAUUAGUGUUGACUCUUGCUAUAUACAUAAACAAAUAGUUAUACAGUAUAUAGGUAUAUUGUAUUUUCGGUUUUACUUUUGUAUUUUCAAGAAAUGUUGCCUUUUGCACUUUUGCAGUGCCUUGGAUUCCUGAAGCAGCAAAUGUUGGAGUUAAUGACUAUUAAUGAGGUCAUGUCCACAUGUUUCUACUUCAGUAUUACUAUCAGUUCAUUUAAAUAUGCAAGACCGAUUAUGUAAAAUUAACAACAGAACUUUGGUGACCAUUAUGCUCCAAGGGCUGUUCAAGUUUAAUCAAAGAUGUGUGGUCAAAUUAUAGCCAGUUUGGCAGAAGUUCUCUACUACGUUGGUUGUUUGUGAACGAUUUAUUGGUGAGCAGCUUAUAAAAAAUAUGACAUUUCUACAAGCAAAUAAUUUUGUUGGUGAACCUGUUUCACAUCAGAUCUCUAUAUUUGACUGCAUUUACAUCAUUUAUUAUUGUGAAACAUGUUUCUACCAUUAAUUGUGAACUGAAUGUUAUACUCAGCUUUUUAGACAUUUUUGUGAAUACACAGGAUAUCACAGGGAUAUUGAUAUGCAAGUGUUAGAUAUUUAGAUGAGUGACUGCAUGUAUUUGCUUUUCCAAAGCAGAUGUGUUCAUCCAGAGUAACCAGAUCUGUAAUGUCGUAUUUGAUUGCAAGCAGAUGUUUAUGCAAAGGACGUGAGCUCACAGAAUUUACUACUUUCUCAAUGCUAUUUAAAAAAGUCACUAGAAUACAGUAUCUGCCCCCUUAAAGAUUUGUGGUGUUUGUGUUGUUUUUAAAAAAGGUAUUUCAGUCAGUUACAAGGAUCAUGUUAUGUAUUAAUAUUAAAGCACUACCAGAUUGUAAUUGCUUGUACUGUACAUGUUUAGUUUUUGGAAAGAUGUUUGAGUAGUCAGCGUUACGUCUGAAUUAAAUAAAUGUACUGCAAAUAACUA